UGCACGCACCAAACUGGUCCCGAACGCGCCGCCAAUCGAGUGCGCGAGCCACCGCCGUCGUGAGUUUUUCCCGGAUAUGCGUUUUUCCGGCGAAGUGAGGGAAGAUUAACGUGCGUCACGUGUUUUUCAUCGAGAACGAGCUUUCGUCGCAAAAAGAAGAGAACGAAAGAAAAUUAAGAAUUUUGUUCAUGCCGAUAAGUCGAUGUCUCGUGUUUUAUCUCGCGCUGAUACCCGUCGUGUGUCUGGCCAAAGACGCACACAUCGUAAGCAAAUGGGCAGAUGACCUGGGCAACGAAUUGUGGAAACUCGCGAUCGAAAUAGGCCGACCCGACGAGUUGUUGGAAAAAUACAAGAGCAUGAACACCCGAGUUGAGGACAAGUCCGGAGAAAAGCUAGUUGAGAUAAUCAGCAAGAAUGUGAGUAGGAUGCUGCGCCGCAAGAUGGACGCGGUUACUUGCAUUCGGAUGGCGGCCGAGGAAGCCGCCGAGAACUGGGACACAUCUUUCGUCGAUUCGUUUUUUUUCAACAACUCCGCCAAGAGGUACAAUCCCAAGAGCAACUUCUCUUACACUUCCGGCAAAUGCAGCCCGGUAAACGGCGAACCGGCGGAGAACGACGUCUAUUGCGAGAGAGAAAAUAAUAGCACGUACAGAGAGAUGGAAUUGACUUCGGACUCGCAUUUCUACAACAUCCCGGUGAACACGAGCCACUCGUCGGUUCACAUACCGACCAACGUGUUCGAUCUCAAGCGAGAGGUGGUGGAGGAUAUCUUGAAAACCGAGCCGUUGGAUGACAUGUUUCGCAAGAAUUACGAAUCCGAUCCGGCGCUGUCGUGGCAGUACUUCGGCUCGGUAACCGGUAUGCUCAGACAAUAUCCCGCAAUGCAAUGGCGAACGCUCGAGAACGAGCAGAAAGAGCGAAUCGCCGAUUUGUACGACUGCAGGGUGCGCAGUUGGUUCAUCGAGGCGUCCACGUGCAGCAAGGAUAUGGUGAUACUGAUGGACGUUAGCGGCAGCAUGACCGGCAUGGGAAAGACGAUCGCGAAGACAACUGUGAACUCGAUUCUGGACACACUGUCGAACAACGACUUCGUCACUCUGCUCAAGUACGACACCAACACGACCGAUUUGGUGCCGUGUUUCAAGGACAUGUUAAUCCAAGCCACACCGGAGAAUAUAGAUACGUUCAAAAAGUCCAUGGACGACAUCGACAAGACGGAAGGCAUCGCCAAUGUUACGAAAGCUCUCAACAAGGCGUUCAGUCUGCUCAAGACUUAUCGGGAGACGCGCGGCUGCGACGCUGACACACCAUGCAAUCAGCUCAUUAUGCUCGUCACCGACGGCAUUCCCGGAAAUCUGAGUGAGGUCUUCAAAAAGUGGAACUGGAUGGAAAACGAUACGCACAUACCGGUGCGAGUGUUCCCGUAUCUUUUGGGCAAGGAAGUGUCGAAGGUAAGGGAGAUGAAGUGGAUGGGAUGCAAGAAUCGUGGUUACUUCAGACACGUGCGCACUCAGGAGGAGGUGCGCGAGCAAGUGCUCACGUAUAUUCCCAUAGUGGCGCGUCCUUUGGUGUUACAGGAGAAGGAACAUCCCAUCGUUUGGACGCACACUUACGCCGACAUAACGAAUCCGGCACUUGCCGCUUGGCUGUGGCUUGUGAUGGAGCACGGAGAACAAAAGUCACGUCUACAAAAAUAUCUAAAAGGAAAACGACUGGGCGUGCGAAUAAAUGAAGAUGCGAUCUACAUAAAGCAGUUGCACAAAGACGAGAAUAUCGAAGAAGAUCCGUCCCUUUUGAACACCACCGCCUGGCAGGAAUACAGACUGCUCACUUCCGUGAGCACGCCUGUAUUCGACCGCACGGGCAACCGCAACAAUAAGACACGCGUGGCGAAUCUGCUCGGCGUGGCCGGCACGGACGUGCCGAUCGACGACAUCCGCAAGCUCACGUUGCCGUACAAACUCGGUGUAAACGGGUACGCCUUCAUCGUGUCGAACAACGGCUAUGUGAUACUGCAUCCGGAUCUACGGCCGGUCUCAAAAGGCCAGCUUAAAUUGAACUACAACAGCAUCGACCUCACGGAGGUGGAGAUACUUGAUGACGGGCGCGGACCGAGAGAUGCGGGACCGGAGAUACUGGAGCUGAGAUCAGCGCUGGUCGAUCACAAGCAAGGUAGCAUGAGAGGGAUACCCGUCAAGUUACACUACGACGACAAUCGUCGAGUGAACCUCGAAAGACGUGAUUAUUUCUACGCGCCUCUGAACGGUACACCGUUCAGCCUCGCAGUAGUCAUACCUAAUUACGGAACCACCUGGAUUAAGGUCGGCGAUGAGAUCCGCCGAAUUCAGGACGUGAAGAUGAACAUAACAGAUUACUUCGCGGGCGAUCAUUGGCGCAUACAUCCGAGCUGGGUGUAUUGUCGCUAUCAUUACCUGGAGGGUCACCAGUUCGACAGUCCGGAGAACGAGUUACGUCACUUUUUGGCACUUAUAAGCCGACCCGGUUGGAACUGGUCCGAGCAGUACGAGGCCGAUCCGGACGAGGAAGUAAACUGCGGCAGACAAACACUCCAACGAGACGACUACUACUGCAACCGCGAGCUUAUGCAGUUAUUGGUGUUCGACGCCAAAGCGACGAAUGAUAGUUUCCGUGGCGAUUAUCUGAAUCUGCCGUACAAAACUCGGAAAUUGGCACAAGAAUACGGUGUUUUUAUACGAUUUAUCGCGACGCAGAGCGGUCUCACCAGGUGGCAUCAUCUUCACGCCACCGAGCUGCCGGACGAUGACGAUGGUAUUGUCUUCGGCGACCUUCACAGGCGAGCGGUGAACGAACCCUGGUACAAAGCCGCGAUUAUUCAAAAUGAUUCUGACACUAUCUCUUUAUCCGUUCCAUGGGAGGCUGGUUCGGAUGCGAUAAUCACGGUGUCUAUGAGCAUCUCGCCCAAAGACGGUGGCAAAAAGGCGGCGGCGGCCGUAGUAGGCUUCCAAAUGCCGAUGACGAGUCUGUACAAACGAUUUAUCGAACUGACCUCGAUGACAAACCCGACGUUGAAUUGUUCGAGGGAUUCGAUCGACUGCUAUCUGCUGGAUCAAAACGGUUACGUGGUGAUCUCCGAGGCGCACAAAGGAGAAACGGGACAAUUUAUGGGCACUCAAGAAGGCGCCAUCAUGGAGUCCAUGGUCGGCCAAGGUCUUUACAAUCCGGUGGAAAUCUACGAUUAUCAAGCUUGGUGCCACGAGAUUCGAAUUCGCAACGCCGCUAGCAUCAUAAUGGAGCCACUGCUAUACAUUACGAGAUUCUUGAUCUGGUUCCUGUUGCGAUUAGUGUGGCUCACGACGCAGUGCGUGAACUUGCCCGGUAUUUACGGCAAGGUUCACUUCGACGAGGACGCGCCCGAUCCACCGCCACCGCCGACCCCUUAUCUCUUUUACUAUCCUUGCGAUCAGAAACGAACGCUCUACAUGAUGAACAAUACCGUAGCCGCCAAAGGUAUCACCAAUCAUACCGAUUAUUGCUCGAGACCGUUCUACGCUCAGAAAGUGGCGCACACCAAUUUGUUAUUGCUCGUGGUUGACAGCAUGUAUUGGACGUGCUACAAGAGAUUAGAAGUAACUCCCGUGACUAUUUCGCCGUUCGAGUACACAAAUGGGACAGCCGACAAGCCUUGCCACAAGAUUCCAUUGAACGCUUUGAAGAGACGUAGACUUGAACAUUGCUUCACGGAACAUCCUUUGGAGUACGAGAUCGAUGAUUGCGGAAAAGCGUCCGGAUUGACAGUGUCCUUGUCGUUAAUGUGCAUCACUAUAGCUACGAUUUUACACACCUACGUAUAAUAGCAAAUUAAUUGUUCUUUGAUAUAUUGUCUGCUGUUUUGCACGA
Molecule: messenger RNA, 3879 nt
Organism: Pseudomyrmex gracilis
Lineage: Eukaryota; Metazoa; Arthropoda; Insecta; Hymenoptera; Formicidae
Gene: Ca-Ma2d
Product: voltage-dependent calcium channel subunit alpha-2/delta-3
Exons: 13
Coding region: 189-3833 (1214 amino acids)
Cellular component (GO): voltage-gated calcium channel complex
Molecular function (GO): voltage-gated calcium channel activity
Source: RefSeq, a predicted model, not a curated record